GUCACUUCCUGUUUAUUUUGAGUUACAGAACAGGAAGUGACCUGGGAAUCACCCAAAUAAAUAGGCAGUGACUCAAACUCAACAGAAUAUGACCUGCAAAUGCCCUAAAAUGAACAGUAAGUAACCUGUAAAUGCCCUGAAAAUCAGACAGAAUGACUGUGAAUGCUCUGGUUUCGAAUGAACGAACGUUCCCAGUCUAAAUGAAUUGGGCAUCGAGCACCGUCAGUGCGGCCUUAGAGUUAAAUGAGACACUAUUCUGGUGGAAAAUUUUGGUAGCAACUUGUUGGUUAAUUUUUUUUUUUUUUUUUUUUUAGACAUUGACACCUUUUCAAAACGAUAUAUCGAUUCUUGGCAGGAGCAUAUCGAUAACUUUUUGGGAUACAAAGUAUCACGAUAUAUCACCAUUUCGAUAUUUUGUCACACCCCUAAUACAAAUACUGUAUAAGUAAAAAUAUAUCACAAUGUAAAGUUAAAAUGAAAAACAAAGUUCCUAUAGUUAACAGUACAGGCAAUGUUUGAAGUUUUUUUCUUCUUAUAUAGCAAUAAUAUACUCAUUCUCAUAAUUACUUUUUCAGCACCUUUUAGUAGGAGGAAAGUAGUAGCCUUUGUUCUACUACUGGACAUACUGCGAAGGAGGGGUGGACGUAGAAGGAGGCUGCAUUGGGUCCAUCCACUGAACCAGCGCCGGCGUCAACAGGGUUAUUUUUAUCAUCUUGUGGCUGAACUGCGGCUGGACAGCCAACGCCAUCAACAAUACUUUAGGAUGAGUGCAGAAAAAAUGGAUGAGCUUCUGUCUCUCAUCGGCAACGAACUCACCAGGCAAUCCACCGACAACAGAUCAGCUCUAGAACCCAAGCAGAGACUUGCUGUUGCACUGAGGUACUUGGCAUCUGGGGACUCACUGAUAAGCCUAGCAUUCAGCUAUCGCCUGGGUCACACAGCUGUCAUCAACUCAGUGCAAAUGGUGUGUGCAGCCAUCGAAAAGACGAUGGUGAACAGGUACCUUCCCAGGCUGACCACAGACACAUGGAGGGAGGUGGCUGAACGCUUCUGGGAGAAAUGGAACUUCCCUAAUUGUAUGGGCGCACUUGAUGGGAAACACAUAAUGAUUCAAGCUCCACCCCGAUCAGGAAGCCAUUUUAUGAAUCAUGAAAAAACAUUUUCCAUCGUGCUUUUGGCGCUUGUUGAUGCUGAUUACCGCUUCAGGUACAUUCAGGUGGGAGACUUUGGAAGAACAAGUGACGGUGGUGUUUAUGCUGAAUCAGAUUUGGGUGUGGGAAUGGCAAAUGGCACACUCCAGAUCCCACAAAGCAUCUCUCUGCCUGAUGCUGCUCACCUCGGGAAUGUGCCACAUGUCAUGGUGGGUGAUGCAGCAUUCCCUCUUAAGCCCUACCUAAUGAGACCCUACAUUGGACAAAACCUCAACCGUAAAAGGAGGAUUUUUAAUUACAGACUAUCGAGAGCGAAAAGGGUGGUAGAAGAUGCAUUUGGCAUUCUAGCAUCCCGGUGGAGGAUUUUCUAUCGCAGGAUUAACCUGCAUCCCAAUAAUGUUAACAGUCUUGUUAUGGCAGCCUGCUCACUGCACAAUUUCCUCCUUGCCCCGUCAGAAAAUGUCACGCUGCUCAUGGAGGCUGAGGAAUUGGGGCGAAAAAUGGCACCGGUGAGGAACAUGGGAGCAAACAGGGCUUCAAGGGAGGCCUGUGGUGUGAGGGCAACUUUUGCGACCUUCUUCACCUCCCCCGAAGGCAGUGUGUCCUGGCAGGACAGGAUGGUGCCCUAAAGACACUUUUCACACAUGGA
Molecule: messenger RNA, 1800 nt
Organism: Corythoichthys intestinalis (scribbled pipefish)
Lineage: Eukaryota; Metazoa; Chordata; Actinopteri; Syngnathiformes; Syngnathidae
Exons: 2
Coding region: 512-1780 (422 amino acids)
Source: RefSeq, a predicted model, not a curated record